AAUUACUUGCUCUUCGAUUCGCAGGUUUUGCUUAAUGAAAGUACCUGUCGCGCUUACCUCUUCCGGGAAUCCAUUGUGGAUUCAUGAGAAUAUAGAUUUAGCGAAGAUUUCUUGUUAUUUGUGAUGUCGGCUUCUGGAUUGGCUGCCUUGCGAAGGGAUAACCGAAGAGCCGAUGUUUCAUUCGUGUGCGAAGGCAAGUGUAUUGCUACGCAUCGCCUCGUGCUCGUUUCGGCAUCUGCUUACUUUCGAGCACUUCUUGAACAAUACGAUGGAAAUGAUCACCCCGUUAUUGUGCUUCGGAAUGUGAAUCCGCGUCAUUUCAAUUUUAUGCUGGACUUCAUAUUUGGAUGUAACCCCGAAAUUCCUAUCGAAGACGUGGAACCGUUGAUGAAAUUGGCAGACAGACUUGAAAAUUACCCUUCCUGCAAGUACGCAAAUCGUUCCAAGUGGCGACGAAGCGGUGGAAACUUCUUGAUGAACUUUACCACCUGCCACGAAAUGCUGGGUUGGAAAGAAGUGUGUGUGUUUCUCUGCUACGAUUGCAUUGCUGCGACUGUCACAAGCUAUGACUGA
Notodromas monacha is the source of this 573-nucleotide messenger RNA. Lineage: Eukaryota; Metazoa; Arthropoda; Ostracoda; Podocopida; Cyprididae. The record is from the annotation of a GenBank genome assembly.